Messenger RNA from Neurospora tetrasperma FGSC 2508, 204 nucleotides. RefSeq lists its product as uncharacterized. The record is from RefSeq and is a predicted model, not a curated record. The transcript has a single exon. Lineage: Eukaryota; Fungi; Ascomycota; Sordariomycetes; Sordariales; Sordariaceae. The annotation marks the transcript as partial.
UCUGUAGUGCUCGAGUCCGAGCCUGUACUUUGGAACGCAGGCAGGAUAGUGUUGGCUAGUUUUGUAGAGCCUUCACUAACUGAGCGGACAUAUGUACAGGAGUAUGCUGCUUCCUGUGCUUACUGUCGGGCGCUCAAAGAGGGAUCUGGUUUUGCCAAUUGCCCGAGUUUCUACGGUAGGCAGGUAGGCGUGGUACAUAUGUGA